This is a messenger RNA of Zea mays, 2727 nucleotides long. Its product is annotated as Spindle and kinetochore-associated protein 1 homolog. Gene Ontology annotation, molecular function: microtubule binding. The record is from RefSeq and is a predicted model, not a curated record. Bases 122 to 2311 code for a protein of 729 amino acids. Gene Ontology annotation, cellular component: outer kinetochore; mitotic spindle; spindle microtubule. Gene Ontology annotation, biological process: chromosome segregation; regulation of microtubule polymerization or depolymerization; mitotic cell cycle. The transcript has 10 exons. NCBI's taxonomy places the organism in Eukaryota, Viridiplantae, Streptophyta, Magnoliopsida, Poales, Poaceae.
UCGAUGUGGAAGUAACGAAAACCAGCUCUCAUAUUGGCAUAAUUCCAAAUUUCUCUCGUCCGCACCGCCGCCACUCGCCUUUUCAUUCCGCACCGCCGCCAACCCGCCGCCUCUUCUUUCCAUGGAAGUGGACGACGGUAGCCGCGCCACCCCGCCACUGGACGCCGUGGCCGCCGCCUUCAAGUCCCAAGUCAUGGAGUUGCAGGACCUCGUCCUCGCCCGCAGCAUGUUCCCGGCCACGGCGCUGCCCGACCUCGCCAACGUGGACGCGUUGGUGACGGCGAUGGAGUCGCAGGUGGAAACCAUCAGCCGCCGCCUUCAGGAGGAGCUUGACGCCAUCCCUAAGGCCAAGAAGCUAGUCCAGCGGUCCUUGAAGGAGGAAGAGAAGCUGCAGCAUAUGCUUGCGAACUUACCUUCUGGAAUGCGCAAGAAUGAUUUUGCUAAUCAGCACGAACAGAGCUCAUCAAGGAUGCUGCCUCAUUUUAACUCUUCUUUUACUGAAGCUAAUGAAUGUGAACUGAAGAUUAAGGAUGAACCAGUUGCAGCUCCUAGGAAGGGAAGAGCACCUGCACCUCGUUGGUAUAUCUCAACCGAGGAGCUUGAUUCACUCUCAUCGUACAUGAGGGGAAGACUGACUUUGGAAAAGGUUAAUAUCGCAAUAAAUGAAGUGGCUUCAUAUGCAGAUGCCAAUGCUCAUCUUGUUACAUGCCCUAAGAAAAAGUUGUCAGAAGAUACAUGGGAAAAAGCUUUGGAACUAAGGGAUAUUGCAGCAAGUGGUGCAGUAAAGGGCAACCAUUUCUUCCUGGAAGCAGAUAUAAAAGGACCUGGGUUAAAACUUGACAAUACUGGCAAAGCUAUUCUUACCGCCGCUGUGACAGCCUCGCGGGAGCGCGAGCGCGCCGCCUCCCUCGCCCUGGAGCGAGAGCGUGCCCUGGGUGCCGCUCUGACCACCCAGAUGGCCACCACGCAGCGCCUCCUCGGUCGCUCGCCGGUCGCCCCUGUGGAACCCCCGGAGGACCCCCUCGACUCUGACCUCGACGCCGACCUCAUCGCUGCUCUCCACGCUCAAGCCACUGGUCUGCACAACAUCCGGGCCCUCGUGUCCGUGGUGUUGGAUCCGACGUCUUCCCACUACCCCCGCUGGCGAGGACAGGUCCUUCUCACGCUGCGGCGGUUCGUCCUCGACGAUCACGUCCUCGUCGACCACGACGCUCCACCGCCUCGCUCCUGGUGCCUCAUGGACAGCGUUGUCCUCUCGUGGCUCCACGACACCAUCACCGUUGAGUUGCAGGACAUCAUCCGCGAUCAGGCGGACACUGCAUGCCAGGCGUGGCUCGCUCUCGAGGACCAGUUCCUCGGGAAUCGGGAGGCACGGGCACUCCACCUCGACGCCCAGUUCCACCUGUUCGCUCAGGGGGACCUCUCCGUGGGAGAAUACUGCCGCCAGAUGAAGGGCCUGGCUGACUCUCUCCGCGACCUCGGCGAGCCUGUCGCCGAUCGUACCUUGGUGCUGAACCUCCUGCGUGGCCUCAGCCCCCGCUACGGCCACCUGAAGGCUCUCAUCAAGAGGAGCGUGCCCUUCCCCACCUUCCACGCCGUGCGGAACGAGCUUCUCCUCGAGGAGCUCACCAUGGCGAAUGAAGCGCCCACUCCUACCUCGGCUCUCUACAACGCUCCUACCAGCGGUCAGCCGCUUUCAGGGGGCCAGGCCACCCGUCCUCCAUCGACCGGGGCUCCUCCCCGCCCUCCACCCGCCGUCCCGGCGGCCCCUCGUCCGACUUCCACGACCGACGGAGGUCGCCGCUCCCGCAAGGGCGGCCGUGGGGGUGGCGGAUCCUCUCGUGGUGGUCCCUCCGGCCGGGGUGGCGGCCACGCGUGGCCGUCCUUCUACAACCCCUGGAUCGGGACCAUCGCCAUGUGGCCGGGCCAGGCACCGAGUGCCUCCCGUCCCUCUGCGCCGGCCCUCCUGACUGCACCUCACUACGGCAUGCCCCCGACGCCUCCUUACGGUGUGCCCGCCGUGCCCCAGGCUCCGCCCGCGCUCCUGCCCCCGGGGACCCACACCUCGACGACUUGGUCCCCGCCGGCUGGCGGUUGGGACAACGCCUCCCUCGCUGCUGCCUUCAGCACCAUGGCGAUGACCCCUCCCCCGCUGCUGCUGAGUUGGUUCUUCGCCACCUUGGGCGCUUCCAUGAAGUUCGGAUUGGGCACCAUCGGGUCUUUAUACUGUCAAAGCAGGCAUGAAGAUAUUUCAUUUGAUUUGAGUUGGUGCACUGUAAUUCGGCAAAAUCCGGUAGCCUCCAAACCGUGAUAUUGCAAAAUGUAUUUCACAUGCACCUACUUAUUAAGAGAUACUCCAUCCGUUCAUAAAUAUAUGACAUCAUUGAUUUUUUUUAAACUGACCACUCGUCUUAUUAAAAAAAUAAUGAGUCAUUUAUUUUGUUGUGAAAUGUUUUAUCAUUUAAGGUAGUUUUAGUUUGUGCUUAUUUAAAAUUUUAUAUUUUUGAAUAAAUAUUUUGAAUAAGAUAAUGGUCAAAGUUUUUUGAAAAGAAUCAAUAAUGCCAUAUUUUUGUGAACGGAGGUGGUACCUGUGCUUUCAUCAGUGAUAUGCUUGGCGGUGUGUUUUCAUUUUGUAUGUGGUUACAUUAGGCCAAUGUUUCCAUAGCAUGUAUAUGCGCGGUCGCAAACGAUAGUUUCCUGAAUGAGUAAUGCGAGAACAUGCUGUAA